Scatophagus argus is the source of this 6585-nucleotide messenger RNA. It is a transcript of the gene ano8b, whose product is annotated as anoctamin 8b. Gene Ontology annotation, molecular function: chloride channel activity. Gene Ontology annotation, biological process: chloride transmembrane transport. The transcript has 19 exons. Gene Ontology annotation, cellular component: plasma membrane. The coding region runs from base 1 to 3474 and encodes 1157 amino acids. The record is from RefSeq and is a predicted model, not a curated record. Lineage: Eukaryota; Metazoa; Chordata; Actinopteri; Scatophagidae.
AUGCCCGACACGGGGACAGGCGCUGCAGUCGCGGCGGCCGCCAGUGGUGCGACCACCGCCGGCGACGGCACAGAGAGCUCCCGGCACCGACACCGAGCGCAGCAGGGAGACGCGGAGAGGCCGGAGCCGGGCGCUGCCCCGCCACAAGCCUCGUCCGGUGUGCUGGAUAAGUUGUUUGGAAAGCGGCUGCUACAGGCCGGGAGACACAUCAUGUCUCAUAAGUCUUGGAUGAAAACGGUGCCCACAGAGAACUGUGAUGUCCUCAUGACAUUUGCAGACACUACAGAUGACCACACGUUGCUAUGGCUACUGAAUCACAUCCGACUGGGAAUCCCAGAGCUCAUCAUCCAAAUCCGACACCAUAAGCGCACACGAGUCUACGCAUUCUUCGUCACCGCUACAUAUGAAAAUUUGUUGCGAGGUGCUGAGGAGAUGGGACUUAGGAAGGCGGUGAAGCCCGAGUUUGGCGGAGGAACACGAAGCUUCUCCUGCGAGGAGGACUACAUCUACGAGAACAUCGAGAGCGAGCUGUGCUUCUUUACGUCACAGGAGAGGCAGAGCAUCAUUAAAUACUGGAUGGACAAUCUACGGGCCAAACACGGGGAGGUGCUUCAUAAUAUAAGCUUCCUGGAGGGCCAGCCAAUCAUCCCCGAGCUGAGUGCGCGCGGUGUGAUCCAGCAGGUUUUCCCUCUCCACGAGCAGAGGAUCCUGAGUCAGCUCAUGAAGUCUUGGGUCCAGGCUGUUUGUGAGAAACAGCCCUUAGAUGACAUCUGUGACUACUUUGGGGUGAAGAUUGCCAUGUAUUUUGCCUGGCUGGGAUUUUACACCACGUCUAUGUUAUAUCCUGCUGUGAUCGGCUUCGUGCUGUGGAUGCUCACCGAGUCGGAUCAGACGAGCCGGGACAUCUGCUGUGUGGUGUUUGCACUGUUCAACGUGGUGUGGGCCACUCUGUUCCUGGAGCGGUGGAAGAGGAGGGGGGCCGAGCUGGCGUACAAGUGGGGAACUCUGGACAUGCCUGCCGAGUCCCUGGAGGAGCCGCGGCCUCAGUUCCGGGGAGUCAAGCGCUGCAGUCCCAUAACAGGAUGUGAGGAGUUCUACUAUCCUCCGUGGCGGAGGCGGGUGUUCAGGUGGUUGGUCAGCCUGCCCAUCUGUAUCCUCUGCCUCUGCUUUGUCUUCCUGGUUAUGCUCAUCUGCUUUGAGCUGCAGGAGUUUGUGAUGGGGAUCAAGGAAAUGCCUCGGCUAGCUCGCUUCAUCCCCAAAAUCAUGCUAGCUAUCACUGUGACUGCAUGUGACGAGGUGUACAGGAAAAUUGCCUGCUGGCUCAAUGACAUGGAAAACUAUAGACUCCAGAGUGCCUAUGAGAAAAAUCUCAUCAUCAAAAUGGUUCUUUUUCAGUUUGUAAAUUCUUAUCUCAGCCUUUUUUACAUUGGAUUCUACCUCAAAGACAUGGAGCGACUGAAAGAGAUGUUAGCCACUCUGCUCAUUAUACGCCAGUUCCUUCAAAAUGUGAAGGAGGUGCUGCAGCCUUACCUGUAUGAGCGCCACAAGCUGGGCGAGCUCACGCUGCGAGCUGUGUGGGACCUGCUGCUCUCAGUGCUGCUAAAAUACGCCCGGCUGGCAGCUGGAAAAGCCCAGGCCUCUCCCACUGACCAGGCCAUGCCAGGACCUGGACUGAGGGGCACCAGGCCUGGGUUGGGGUCAUCAGAAAGAAGGGAAAAGAAGUGUCUGAACGGGGGCUGUGGGGUGCCCGAUGAGGAGGACGGGGGUGAGAGGGACGAGGCUGACAGCGGGAGGUUCAGUGAGGGAGAGACGGAGGAGGAAAGUCUGAUCGACUGCGGUUUGAAGCUGAGGAAAGUCAGCUUCAUUGAGAAGGUGGACAGAAGGCCAGCCUGCAGUGGGCCCCCCAUGGACAACAGUUUCCUGGAGGAGGGGAGCCCCACUAUGGUGGAAAAAGGAAUGGACCCUGCCUCUGUAUUUGACUUGUGCGACGACGACGACGACAAUGGCAUCCAUGACGUGAAGGAUUCAGGUGCGGGUGGGACGAAUGUGGCUGAGGGAGCUCAUGCUGCUGCUGGUGCUGCUGCUGCAGCUGCUGCCAGCAGCGCUGCCCCGUUGCCUUCUGGGUCUGAGAGCAGCACGACCCUGCGACACAGAAGAACAGGCAAGAGCGCAGAGAGACCCGAGCAGAAGACAAAAAGGGAAUCGUGGAUGGACCCCCCUGAAGAGAGAGACAGUAAUACUCUCACUCAGGCUGAGAUGGAGAGCUGCAUGCAGACUUAUGCUGAUACCUUCCAGGACUACCAAGAGAUGUUUGUCCAGUUCGGCUACGUGGUGCUCUUCUCGUCGGCCUUCCCUCUGGCCGCCAUGUGCGCUCUCAUCAACAACAUCAUUGAGAUCCGCAGUGAUGCCUUCAAGCUGUGCACUGGUCUGCAGAGGCCCUUUGGAGUCAGAGUGGAGAGCAUCGGCCAGUGGCAGACUGCGAUGGAAGCCAUGGGCCUGAUUGCCAUCAUAGUGAACUGUUACCUGAUUGGUCAGUGUGGUCAGCUACAGCGUCUCUUCCCGUGGCUCAGCCCUGAGAUGGCCAUCAUCUCCAUUGUCAUCCUCGAGCACUUUGCCAUCCUGCUGAAGUACGUCAUUCAUGUAGCCAUCCCUGACAUUCCUACAUGGGUCUGCGAGGAGAUGGCUAAACUGGAUUAUCAGCGCAGGGAGGCCUUUAAGAAACAUGAACGGCAGGCGCAGCAACAUUACCAGCAGCUGCAGAGGAGGAAGAGGGAGGAGGAGGAGAGGCAGAGGCAGGCGGAGCACAUGGCCCGCAGGGAAAGGGAGCGGGACGACAGCAAGGGCGACUCCUCCGGGGAUCACCACCACGACAAAAGUCACAGCAGCAAGUCACGCCCUGGGAGUGGAGGCGGAGGGGGCGGCGGGUCGGACAAGCCCAAGAGGCCCAGCUCUCUGUUAGCCAACAAUAAUGUGAUGAAGCUGAAACAGAUCAUCCCCCUGCAGAGUAAGUUCUCCUCGGGUGGCGCUCGCUCCCCUCAGUCACCCACGGGAAGUGAGCCAAAACUGCCCGGUUUCCUGAGCUUCAAAUUCCUCAAGUCACCUGAGAAUAAGAAGGAAGGAGCUGCGGCUUCCGCUGCUGCCACCGCAGCCGCUAACGCCACAGCGACAGCAUCCUCAUCAGCAUCGUCAUCAUCGUCAUCUUCAUCAGGUAGCAGCUCUCAGGAGCGUUCUCAGUCACCCAGCAAAGCCUUCAACCCUGGGAAACUGUUUAACUUUGGGAAGUCUGAGGGGGGGACGUGUGUGAACGGGGCUGCGAUGCCCAGAUCCGGGGAUGGAGCGUCAUCGCACACGUCAGAAAGACAACCAUCCAGGUCUGACUUGAACGGCGUUCCUGACGAGAUCCCCUCGCCUGGAGGGGAGGGAUCAGAGAACGGACAUUCAACAGACUUGGACCCGACUGGUUCGAAAAUCUAGUAGCUCCGUAGAGAACAAACUUGUUGUUGGUUACAUCUCAAAUGACAAAGUGAUGUGUUUACUGUGAGGAAAGACCUGACCUACCAUCUGUGCUGUCACAGGCUACGUGUAGAGCAGAGAAAGGAACAGAUGAAACUGAUGAGAGGUGACUUUUUGGUUUGGUUUGCUUUUUUUGCUGACACAAAAAGACAGGCUUUAUAAGAAAGACGUAAGCCCUCCUAUCAUGUCAAAUGAACACACACACACACACACACACACAUGCAAAUCCUUCCUUGUCUGCAAUACAUCAAGAAAUGCAUGAGCUGCGUUUCUAAUAUUUUUAAGCCUUUAAAGCAGAGAGCUGUGUUUCUUAAUUUCUUCUAGUCAUAAAUUGUAAGCAUCUCACUGGCCUCCAACUUAGACAUAACAGCUUGUUGAGGAGGAAAAAUACUUUGAAAUGCAUACAGUGGUAUGAAAGCAUCACAGACUGUACAUCAGAUAACUAGAGAGAGUGUUUUUAGCUGUCACAACACAAGUGGUCAGUAGAUAUUGUCUGAUUUUUAACUGUGAGGAUUUCUCGGGCCCUUCACUUUUAUAUUGAAAAAUGGAAAAGCAAUAUUAUUCCGUGUUUUAAUUACUCUUAUCCAUUAUCAGACCAAAUUCUCCCUUAAAUAGCAUCCCUAUUAUGUCACCAGCUUUAUUUUCAAAGCACAGGUGAUGUCUGAGCUUUGCGCACGUCUCCCCAUCCUGCGACAGUAGCAGAUUUGUCCAAAAAGGGAGUAAAGACUUUGGUAGGUCGAGCUGUCACAUACCAGUAUUUUUCCCAAUAGAGCAAAAGAAAAAGAAGAAAAAAGGCAAAAAAUAAACAAACAAAUAAAUACAUAAAAAAACAAAAGUACACAGAGGUGAUUUUGAGAAAACGGAGAAUGGAGGCCUGUUCUCCUUCCAAGCCCGUAGAGAGCCUUGUAAACACAGAUGGUGCUCCAUUUCACACACUCCAACCAGACUUUGGCAAACGAGCGUAGAGUUAAAGAAGUAACAUUUGCACUAAACACCUACUCCCUGCAUAGAAACGUCUCUUCCUCUGCGAGAGAGAGGCCCGACACCAGCCUGCCUCAUAACAUUAUGCAAAAGCUGGAUUGUUUUGAUUCCCUCCUUUCACACAGCACAUGCUAUCCACUCACCGGCCCCUCCCCUCAGCAACUACGGGAUUUUUCUUUUUUUUUUUUUUUUAACAAUAGUUGCUCUUUUUUAUGUUGAGCUCCAUGUCUUUUUUUACACACACCAUUUGCUGCACUGCUUUAUCGCAGUGCUGUAAAUGGCAAAUUUCUUUUUUAACCAAAGUGGUAUUUUUCGGAUUAUACUGUUAACCCAAGAUGUAUGUACUGUAUGUUCUGUUAAUAGUGUACAUCAACACUGUUUAUAGUAGAAGUUAUUUUACUGUUGUAAGCAAGGCCAUAAUCUCCCAUUAAACCGUAUUUCACUUCUGCGGGAUCUCCAGAAGGUGGCGCCAGAGCUUAUUUGCAUAGCAAAAUCUGAUGUUGGAACACUUCUUCUGAUUCACAAUUGAAUUUUUACCCGUAACAUCAGCAUGGGGAAGUCGUGAGUGUAAAGCAGGGUUAGCAAAAUUAAGAGCGUCAGGCUGCAGCUUAAGAGCACUUCGAGAGGAAAAUGUUUUAUGGUGACAUUAGAGAAGGGAAAGAAUAAGAAAAGUUUCACAGGCCGUCACACUGUAGGCUGAGAGACAGAAACAUUAACUAUGCAUUUCCACACCAUCAACUCUGGCAAGGAUUUUGGCAAUAACACUGAGUUGUAGGAGACUUUACAUGUAAUACUUAAAGUCUAGACUGACUCUCCCACCCACAGCACGAAUCCUUCUGUAUUAUCCCCAGCCAGACUCUAUGCAUCUUUUCUUUGUGCCAGUUUUCACUCUCGGCUCUCUCCUGCCUCAUAUUUAAUGUGAGGAUUGUCCCCUGACUCACACUUAAAUUAAUAACACUGCUGUGUGUUCACAGAAUUUGUCUGUUCUGUUCUAGGGGUAACGACGACACUGAGUUUCAGACAGGAUUUCGCGUUUCCUGGCUACUUUCAUGUGUCUGUAAUAACUUUACAGCAAGUACGAUCCACCAUUCAGAAAAUACAAAAAUGUACUUCCCACAGACAGACAAAAAGAGAAAUCACUGAGAUUAAAUGCAAUAAGGAAUACACAAAACAUCAAUUUGUAUCAUUUUACUGUCAAUCCACAGUAUGUCCUUUAUACAUUUGGAUUUCGUUGUUCAUGAGAGAUGAGAAGUGCAAGGCUGAGGGAAACUGAAUAUGUCUCGGUUUCACGUGUUGUUCAUUGUUAAAAACCACGUGAUGCGGCUCAGGAUGGUAAGCGUAGCUGAACGUAUAGUCUCAGCAAAGCAUUUAUUUUGCAGCAUUUGGAUUUCAGGGAUGAGUGACGCCAUGAUGCAACCGAGUGCACAUACCAUCGUUUGAAAGUCUGUGAACGUUUGCCUGGAAAAUAACAAGCCAGUUUCAAGGUAAAGGUGAUAAAGGCAGAGUUAAGGGCAUUUUCUGAUGCUGGUACAUUGCGGUGAAGUUUAGGUCAUGCGCGGUUAUGUAGUUCCUCCUUAUUCAGGGAAAACUUACAGUACAACUUCAUAUAAUAGAAAUCGAUAGCAUUAACCAACUUCUUUCAUCCUUGGACUCUUGCUGGCAGCAACAAAUUCUGCAUGUGGUUAUUAUGGGGGUCUUUAAAUAAACACUGGUUGAGGUAAAUUAGCAUAUCUUGAGCAGUUUGGGGCAUCACUGAAAGCUUCAUCAAGAGGCAUCCCAUGCAUGAGGACUGCAGCUGUCUGUAAGUCACCUUCAGAGCAACCAUGUUUCUUUUAAGGAUUUGGGCUUGUCUCGACUUUAUGAGCACCAUCAGUCUAACGUGAAACCAGUAGAAGGGAAUUUAGUAAAUGUACUGUCUUUUUCUGGAUUUUAAGAGUGGAUCUGAACAGGUGAGAUUCUCAACACAGCUACAUUAAAAUCUCACUCUAACCUCAGUUUAAGAUAAGACAUCUUCAUGGAAGCCUCACUUACUGAACAUCAUACGCUCUUCCAAUGUACCACUGUACAAAAAAAAAAAAAAGAUCUUUUAAA